This is a messenger RNA of Nicotiana tabacum (common tobacco), 4168 nucleotides long. NCBI's taxonomy places the organism in Eukaryota, Viridiplantae, Streptophyta, Magnoliopsida, Solanales, Solanaceae. The record is from RefSeq and is a predicted model, not a curated record.
UAAAAUUGUUACUACUUUUUUAUUCCCUUUUGUGUACAGGAUUAUUAAGUAAACCGCCUGAGGAGUUUGAAGAUGCUAACUAAGUGGAGUGAAAUUGACUUCUCAUGAGAUGGAAAAUUAUUGUGUAGCCCUAACAUGAAAGUCUCAAACUUCUAAAAGCUUCCAGCUUAGACGACAUAGGCCAUGUCAUUACAUUGUGUGAAUCACUGCUGAAGUAGUUGAAAUAUACUUUGCUUAAAAUCGUUCGAUUUCAGUUCUCUGUCAGACAGGCAAAAACGUGUUUAGUUACAUAUUAACAUCAAACUUUUGGUGAAAUAUAUUCUUCACUAAAUAUUACCAAAGGAGUUAAUCGCCUCUUUCUGUAAUUACUGCAGGAUCAGAUUUCUCCAUUUGUAUCUUCUGUUUUCUUACGUAGGUUGCUCCUUCCGGGUGUUUAUCAUAGAAAUGUUCUUCGGGCAACGUUACGAGAUUUUGGCAAGCACCUCACUGAUUCCGAAUUUGAUUCUUUGACUGUGGAUGGACUGAAAAAUGAAAUUCUGUCAGUCAUUCAACAUGAGGUGGGAGCUGAUAGUCCAAUUUCAAUACUUCAGAGAUGGAAAACCUUUUGUACCUGCUAUUUCAAUAAUUGGUGCAGAACGAAUGUAAUGUGUGGUUUGCUUAUUGAUUCAGCCACACAAGCUGUGGGUGUUAUUAGAAAAAACUCAGUCUCCAUGUGUCGUAGUCUGGAGGACAUAGAGCUUCUUGUUUCUGGAUCUUCUGAUGAACAUGGAGAUGUAAUAAGCUCUGGGUUGGACUCCUGUAAUAAUGAUCUUGAACGGGAAAUUCUUUCAGAGAUACUGCAGUGUGUUCGUAAUCUCAGUCAACAGUUGAGCAAAGCAGCUCCUACCAUAUUUUAUGAGUCGCUUCUUAGAACACCAAAUAUAUCAUCUGAAGAGAUCAUUCCACGGUUGCUUAAAAAUUUAGAAAGUGGAUAUAGCUCAUCAAUGGCAGCUCUCCAUGUAUCCGAACUUGGAACUGAUGUAGCACUGGAUAAAGAAAUUUCCUACCACAAAAGACUCAGAAAAUUCUCAAUAGAUAUGCUUUUAUCCCUACACAACUUGUGCAGUAGAGCUACCAAAUGGGGGAGAGUUUUGCAUGUUAUUGAGAGCUACUUGAAAUUUCUCGUGCCUCGAAAAUAUGAACAUAACUUGGAUUCUGAUGGACUCUUCACAGUCAGCACUGCCCUUACAGUUCAGGCGACUUCUCAGGUUGCUAAAGUGAUGUUUGAAUCUGCAUUGGACGUGCAUUUGCUUCUAAGCUACAUGGUUAACAGUAGCAGUCAGAUUGGCAUGUCAGAGGAUGAGGUUUCAAGAGUUAAAAUUGAGUUAGUUCCAAUGAUCCAAGAGGUUCUUACUGAGUGGCAUAUCGUCCAUUUCUUCAGUACCACACCAUCUGAAUCUCCUCUUCUUGAAGACUUCAGCAGUCAACUUUCAUCUUUACAGCUUGAUGGCAAUGUUGAUCGGAGAUCAUGGAAUGAGAAACUUGGUAAAUCUGAAUUCACAUUGGCCUUCAUUCUGUUACUUGGAGGUCAUAGCAGUCCAUCUUUCAGACAUCUGCCUGAUCCCAGCAGUCUAAGUAGUUCAGUACAAGAAUUUGCUAGCUGGAUAAUAUGGGGGAGAACAGGAGCAGAACCGUCUGUUUUCUUCAGUCAUUCGGUUGGCCUUGCUCUAGUGUUACUUAGACAUGGGCAAUAUGAUGCUGUUGAGUAUGUACUCGGUUUGGUGGAUACGUAUUCACGCAAGGAGAAGAUCUUCCAAAGUCUUCAGAGCGAUGGUGGGGAGUGGUCCACUCUGUUGCAUCUUCUUGGUUGUUGCUUUGUUGCACAAAGCCAACGUGGUUUGCACGGAACAAUGAAAGAAAGAAAAAUUUCUGAAGCAGUGCGGUGCUUUUUUCGAGCUGCGUCUGUAGAAGGAGCUGCCAACGCUUUGCAAAGCUUGCCAAUUGAAGCAGGAUGGAUACACCUUGGUUUCUCUCAACAUGUGUCACCUGCUGCUUGGAAGCUUCAUUACUAUCAAUGGGCAAUGCAAAUAUUUGAACAACAUAACAUGAGGGAGGCUGCCUGCCAGUUUGCUCUUGCUGCACUUGAGCAAGUUGACGAAGCUCUUGGAUCUGGUAUUCUUGAUGAAUCAGCGACUGCUGUCAAGGGAAGACUUUGGGCUAACGUCUUCCAGUUCACGUUAGAUCUCAACUAUUACUAUGAUGCAUAUUGCGCAAUCAUUUCAAAUCCAGACGAGGAAAGCAAAACCAUUUGUCUGAGGCGUUUUAUAAUUGUUCUAUAUGAACGAGGAGCUGUGAAGAUUCUUUGCGAUGGCCAGCUACCAUUUAUUGGCUUAUCUGAGAAGGUGGAGCGAGAACUUGCUUGGAAGGCUGAGCGUUCUGAUGUUUCAGCCAAGCCAAACCCAUUCAAGUUGCUCUACGCAUUUGCAAUGCAGAGACAUAAUUGGCGGAGAGCAGCGAGCUAUAUUUACUUGUAUUCAGCACAAUUAAGAAUCCAUGGUGCAGUGAGAGAUCCCCAACGGCGAUCUUUUAUUCUGCAGGAGAGGCUAAAUGGGCUUUCUGCUGCUAUCAAUGCUCUACAGCUGGUUCAUCCUGCAUAUGCUUGGAUUGAUGCUCCACUUGAGGAAACUUGUUCUAAUAUGUAUCCAAGUAAAAAGGCUAGGAUAACCGUGGAAGAACAGUCUCCUGGUAAUGGUGCUCAGUCUCAAAGGCAAAGGUCAUACUUAGAUGUUGAAAAACUUGAGAAUGAGUUCAUUCUAACGUCAACUGAGUAUUUGUUGUCAUUGGCAAAUGUCACAUGGACUUUUGCAAGAAUUGAGGCACCCCCAAUGGAUGUAAUUGACCUUUUGGUUGAAUCAAACUUACAUGACAUGGCUUUUACAGUAAUUCUUAAAUUUUGGAAAGGGUCCGCUUUGAAGAGGGAACUUGAAAGAGUUUUUGCAGCUUUGUCAUUGAAAUGCUGCCCAAAAGAACUGCAAGCCCCAUCCAUUGGGAAUGGUCAGAGGAUGCACAAUCUUCUUUUGACCUUAUCGCAGGAUGAGAUUGUUGCUCAUGAAUCGCCUAAUGUUGGUCCAACUGCACACGAAUCUAAAGGCAGUAGCCAGUGGGAGACACUUGAGCUCUAUCUUGAAAAAUACAAAAAGUUUCAUGCUAAAUUGCCUGCUGUUGUUGCUGAUACUCUUCUUGCUGCUGAUCCUCAAAUUGAGUUGCCUCUUUGGUUGGUUCAAAUGUUCAAGGGUGUGCCAGCAAAAAGUGGUUGGGGAAUGGCAGGAAGUGAGUCAAAUCCUGCUUCUUUGCUUCGACUAUAUAUUGAUUAUGGUCGUUAUACCGAAGCGACUAAUUUGCUUCUCGAGUACAUUGAAUCCUUCGCAUCACUGAGACCAGCUGAUAUUAUUCGUCGUAAAAGGCCAUUUGCAGUUUGGUUCCCAUAUUCUUUGAUUGAGCGAUUAUGGUAUCAACUUCAACAAUCUAUCAAAAUAGGUCACAUGGUUGAUCAAAGUGAAAAGCUGAAAAAGUUGUUACAGGGUGCUCUAGUGAACCAUCUACAACAACUUAAAGUGGAUUCAGAUGAUGUGAUGUCUUCUGCAGUCUAGUCGUUACAGCCAGUUUCCAAUCUGUUGGCUUCCAUAGACUAUGCAGGAUUAAGGAGCCAUUGGGAUCCCAAAAAAAGCAGAAUGAUUGUGUCUAUAGUUUUGGAUUUGGGUGGCACACAAACUUUUAAGAACUCGAAGACAGUAGUUUGUUUUCCAAGUACUACUGACGUCUCCCGGCGACUCCAUCUGCAGAAAUGUACUGUUCACAUUGGAAGGUGUGUUUUGAAAUACAAGGCACCACCUCUAGAACACUUUCCAACCCUCCCCUAAAACAUGGGAUAACAGGAAAAAACUGCGUAUGCACUCGUCUGGAAUAUCCCCUAGUUGAUAAUGAGUUAUGGGUGAUAUUUGUUCUUGUUGUAAGUCUAACAUGAGUAGCUGCNUGUAAAUUCCAACUUGGGGCAGCUGAUCGGCCACUUAUAGCCAAGUCAAUGAAUGUAUCAGGUGUAAUUUUGUAGAUUUAACUUGGAAAGAUUUAAUGUAUUGUUCAAGUGCUUGAGUUUCUUUUUUAUAUAAUGAUUUAUUUCCUAGUUUACUUA